Castor canadensis (American beaver) is the source of this 312-nucleotide messenger RNA. NCBI's taxonomy places the organism in Eukaryota, Metazoa, Chordata, Mammalia, Rodentia, Castoridae. The record is from RefSeq and is a predicted model, not a curated record.
AUGGUGCCUGGAGUCACAGCUGCCAUCUCCAUUUUUGCCCUUCUAGGCUCAGACUCAGAAGGAACCACAGCUCUGAUUCUUCCCAAAUACUGGCCACUGCUGUGCCAUUCGGUGCCUAGGUGUGGAGACCAGAUCUACAACCCCUUGGAGCAGUGCUGUGACAAUGACACCAUCCUGCCCCUCUGUGGGACUUGGCCCUGUGGCCUCCACAGUGUCUUCUGGCCCCGCUUCCAGCACUGCUGCCUGGAAUUGGGGAUUUCCCAGAAUCAGACAGUGGUGAGGUUAAAGGUCCAAGGCAUGAAGCCCCACUGA